CCCGUGCAGCGCGGGAUCAUCACGUACCGGCUAUCGAGCAACCGGCUGAGCCCGCUGGCGCACGCCGGCCACAACGCCAUCUUCAACACUUUUCGCCGCUCGAGGAGCCAGUUCCUCUAUGUCGUGCCCCCGUUCCUGCUGGCGUAUGGGUUGAUGAGCUGGGCUGAGGAGAGGUAUGUUAUUUUUAAUUUUGUUUCUCCCGUCUGA
This is a messenger RNA of Exophiala aquamarina CBS 119918, 207 nucleotides long. RefSeq names its product UcrQ family protein. NCBI's taxonomy places the organism in Eukaryota, Fungi, Ascomycota, Eurotiomycetes, Chaetothyriales, Herpotrichiellaceae. Gene Ontology annotation, biological process: mitochondrial electron transport, ubiquinol to cytochrome c. The annotation marks the transcript as partial. The record is from RefSeq and is a predicted model, not a curated record. The transcript has a single exon.